GUUGAAAGAACAAGCAGAGCUGCGUCUGGUACAAAUGUGUUCUCAAUACUAAGUGAGCAACAGAGAAUACCAAGACAGUGGAAAAAAUUCAUGAAUGUGGGAAGCAAUAAGGAGAGACUAAUUGACUUUCUUGUAGAGGAGUGGAAAAAGGCUCCUCUUUCCAGGUUGGGAUCAGUGGAAUUUUUUGUCACCAAACAGGAGAAAUGCAUUAAAAUUCAUUCAGCUGGCGAUGCUGGUGUUGUUGUUGCUGAAGAGAUUUCAGAAUUAGAAUGCGAUCAUGAAGAAGCUGAUACUAGAAUGUUUGUUCAUGCCCAUCAUGCAGCAGAGUCAGUUGACACUGUUGUUAUUAAGAGUCCAGACACUGAUGUGUUUGUGAUUGCUAUUGCCAGUCAACCAACCAUUGAUGCAAAGCUGAUAUUUGAUACAGGAACUGGAAACAAUCAAAGACGAAUUGACAUUAACGAAGUUGCUGCCUAUUUUGGUACUCUGUGGUGUAAAGCAAUCAUUGGCUUUCAUAUAUUUACAGGCUCUGACUCAACAAGUGCUUUCUUUGGAAAAGGUAAAGUACGAGCAUUUAAAGUAGCAAGAAAUAGUGUGGAAUUUUCAGAGGCAUUCGCUACUCUUGGUGAAGACGUGAACAUCCCUGAAAAUCUUGGUAAAAUCUUAGAAAAAUAUGUUUGCUAUCUUUAUGGGCAAGAUAAAGCCAAAUCGAUUAAUGAUGCACGCUAUACAAUGUUUAAAUUUGGUAAAUGCACAGAAGAGUCACUCCCACCAAAUUCCGACAGCCUCCAUCAACAUAUCCUCAGAGCAAACUUUGAGUCCUAUGUCCGCAAGCAUGCAACAAUUCCAAUUUUGGCAUCACCCUCACCAGUGGGAUAUGGUUGGAAACUUGAAGAAGGUGAGUUGCAAAUUGUAUGGGGAACACAACCUCCUGCACCAGAGAGCAUCCUUGAAUAUGUUGAUUGCAAAUGCAAGAAAGGGUGCACAACAAACAGAUGCUCUUGCCACAAAUCUGGUUUAAAAUGCACUGAAUUGUGCCAGUGUAAUGGCUGUGAAAACUAUGAAUCAGCGGAGGAACUGAGUGAACUUGAAGCACAGUUUCUAGAAUAUGAGUAUGGGGAAGAAGGCGAUGAUUAUGAUGAUUAGAUUCUGGUAUAAAUUGUAUAAAAUUAAUAAAAUAGGUAUUACUAGCUGCAAAUGUUACAGCAGUUUGAGAGUUUAUUUGCCCUGUCUAAUAUAAAUAUUCUCUGUAAAACACAUUUUACAAAAUUUAACAAAACUGAUCGUAAGCUGAGUAUAGUCAGCGUACUAGUUCAUGUGCACAAGUACUAUUACAUGCACUGUAUAUUGUUUAGUUUUUACAACAGCGUAGCAGAUAUAUCACACAUAAGUGCUGAAACAUUUUAAUACUGAGCAAAGAUGUAUUAUCAUACAACUGUUUGUUUACCUUAAAUUUAUGUUUUCAUUUAUACUGUUAGCUGAAUCGAACUGAACCAUGAACUUGUUUAUUUGUCUAUAAUAUCACAUAUCUCAAAAUGUGCUGGAAGUGAAAU
Molecule: messenger RNA, 1553 nt
Organism: Dendronephthya gigantea
Lineage: Eukaryota; Metazoa; Cnidaria; Anthozoa; Malacalcyonacea; Nephtheidae
Exons: 2
Coding region: 91-1146 (351 amino acids)
Source: RefSeq, a predicted model, not a curated record